AUGGCUUCUGCUGUUCCCACCCAAACCAUCGACGCCGAUGAACUUCUGUUAUGCUCGAUUCUCCACCGAACCGACUUCGCUUUGCAGAUAAACGCCAAUCCUAACGUAUGGGCGGAGGAAAUCACCUCCAUGCUUCACUCCUCCGCCGUCACUCUCCCCUCCGUCGAGCUUGCUCGCCGUCUAGUUUCUCAUUUCUUUUGGAACUGUCACGGUCCUACCGCUUGGAAGAUUCUUGAUGUUGCUGCCUCCCGCAAUAUCAUCCCUCCCUUGCUCCUCCUUGCUCUUCUCUCCACCAGGAUUGUUUAUUGUAGGAGACUUCAACCGAUAGCUUAUAAACAUUACUUGGAACUCGUUAAGCUACAUGCGUUUACGCUGGAAACUCAUUUCAAUUCUCCUAAAAACCAAAUGAUUAUGGAAUCAAUUGAUGAUGUUAUUAAGCUUUCUCAAAUAUACGGUCAAAAGGAUUGUGAACCAGGAGUUGUUCUUGUGGAAUUUGUCUUCUCAAUUUUAUCGCAGUUGCUUGAAGCAUCUUUAGAUGAUGAAAGGUUAUUAUAUAAUAUUCCAGAGAUUAAGCCAAGAUGGCUAAGCAAUUCACAUGAUAUGGAUAUUGAUGUGCCUGACUGCAACAAUAGAAUGCAUCGUAGGCAGAAGGAGUGGUUGCUGAGGGAAAAUACAAAGUUGGCUAUUGAAAUCAUUGUAGAAUUUUUGCAGAAUAAAAUGACAUCAAGGCUUCUUUCCUUAGUUCAUCGAAACAUGCCAUUACACUGGGGAUCUUUCAAUUACCAAAUGCAGUUGCUUGCAUCAAACUCUUCACUUUUGAGGAAUUUGAAACAUAAUUCAAACACCCUUUUAUCUUUAAUGGAAAAUAUCCGUGUGGGUGUAUCUCAUGAACGCAAUACAAAAUCUAAGCUGGAGUCUAAUGUAGUAGUCACACCUACUGGUUCUCAAAUAUCUUUUGCUGGUCAAUCUUAUGGUAGUAGUUGGUCUUCACUAUGGCUUCCUAUUGAUCUUAUACUUGAAGAUGCUUUGGAUGGAGGGCAAGUAGCAGCUUUUAGUGCUAUUGAAAUUAUUACUGGUUUGGUAAAGCUUUUACAUUCAGUAAGUGGCUCUAAGUGGCAAAAUACAUUUUUGGGUUUAUGGACUGCAGCACUACGGUUGGUUCAAAGGGAAAGGGAUUCAAAAGCAGGCCCUAUACCUCGUCUUGAUACCUGCAUGUGUUUGCUGUUGAGCAUUACAACCCAUGUGGUUGCAAAUAUUGUUGAAGAAGAAGAAAGUGAGUUGAUUGAAGAAGCUGAACGCGGCCCUUCAAAUCAAGGAAAAAGUAAACAGGUUCUAGGGAAGCGUCGUGGGGAAUUGAUUACUAGUUUGCUGUUAUUGGGUAAUUCUCAGUGUUUGCUUAUUCCACCUCAAACUGCUCUCAUGGAAACCAAUCAAGCUGCCGCCAAGGCUACUAAGUUUGUAUCACGAAACCCUGUGGGUAGUGGGUACGUAGAAUCAUUGACCAUGGAUGACUUGCCUACGAACUGCUCUGGCAACUUACUGCAUCUAAUUGUUGAGGCAUGUAUUGCAAGAAAUAUACUCGACACAUCAGCAUAUUUUUGGCCUGGCUAUGUGAAGCCCCGCAGCAAUCAAAUUCCUUUCAGCAUUUCUAACCAUGUGGAUGGCUGGUCUGCAUUGAUGAAGGGAUCACAGUUAACUCCUGGAUUAGUUGAUGUCUUAGUUGCAACUCCUGCUUCCAGCUUAGCGGAGAUUGAAAAGAUAUAUGAAAUUGCAAUCAGUGGUUCAGACGAAGAGAAGAUAUCUGCUGCUACCAUUCUGUGUGGGGCAUCUCUAGUUCGUGGAUGGAAUAUACAGGAACACAGUAUUAUUUUUAUCACAAUGUUGCUCACACCUGUUGGUCUGCCUAAUCACACUGAGACCGAAAGCCAUUUGAUCAACUUGCUCUCACAUGGGUCUCUGCCAAUAGUGAAAGACUUGCCCGGAUUGAUUCCAAUUUUGAACUUAAGAUGCACACGCUGCACUGAUCCCGACACGGAUGAAGUGUAUGCAAAACUAAGGCUCUUUCCUCUGCAACCUAGCGAUGUUAAUUUUGAUGGUGACACUGUUGCUGGCGUCAAUGAUAAUCUGAUGCAAUCCUAUACAAAGACCUUGACACAAUCUGAUGCAAAUAAUGGUGGUUUCGCUUGUCCUAAGAAUUGUACAGAAAUAAUUCUUCCUCCAUUAGACUAUUCAGAUAGGCUUCCUUCUCAGGAAAACUGGACUAGGGGGAUUCACUUGUGUUUGUGA
Vicia faba (fava bean) is the source of this 2286-nucleotide messenger RNA. Lineage: Eukaryota; Viridiplantae; Streptophyta; Magnoliopsida; Fabales; Fabaceae. The record is from the annotation of a GenBank genome assembly.